Messenger RNA from Fraxinus pennsylvanica, 417 nucleotides. The record is from the annotation of a GenBank genome assembly. Lineage: Eukaryota; Viridiplantae; Streptophyta; Magnoliopsida; Lamiales; Oleaceae.
AUGCUGGCUGGCCAAUAUAGGCUUAGACAGUUAGGAAUCACUACGUUGACUCAUCCUGCACGACUUUCAUCUGCAAUGAAUCAACUGCCAGAUAAAACAAUUGCUUUAGCUGUCGCAUCACACAUUGCGAGAGAACUGCAAAUAGCACCAUGGAAUUUGAGUAGCAAUUUUGUGGCCUGUACGAAAGAGGAUGAAGAAAAGAUUGAGCGUCUGGAAAUUACUGAUGUUGGUAACCCUUCUGGACAAGGUCUAGGUUUUAGUUAUGAUUGUCCGAAUCCGCCGCACGGCACAACAGCGAAACAAUCAGAAUUCCCCAUUUUUCGUCGAGAUCCAAGCACAACCAAGGCUAACGAGGAAAAUCAAAACGAAGUUAAGAAGGCUAAGAAAAAAGCGGGAGGUAGUGUAGCACUCCAGUAG